Sipha flava (yellow sugarcane aphid) is the source of this 735-nucleotide messenger RNA. RefSeq lists its product as uncharacterized. The transcript has 5 exons. The record is from RefSeq and is a predicted model, not a curated record. NCBI's taxonomy places the organism in Eukaryota, Metazoa, Arthropoda, Insecta, Hemiptera, Aphididae. Bases 98 to 439 code for a protein of 113 amino acids.
AUCGUGACAAGUUUCGAAAUUAUAAGAGUGGUAAUGAAAAAAUAAAUAAAUAAAACAAAAUAAAGAAAAAAUAUAGAUAACAAGACAUAGAUUGAAAAUGUUGUCACUAUAUCUAGUACAUCGGAUAUUAAUUUACCAGAAAUUGUUGAGUCUGAGAUUGAAAUGGUUGAUGCUAAUGCUAAUGCUAUCUAAUGUUAAUUUACCAGAAAUUGUUGAACAGGAUAUUGUUGAGUCUGAGAUUCAAUUGGUCGAUGUUGAUGUCAAUUUGGUGAAGAAUAUUAACAAAAAACUGGAGAGUUUUGUUCAAACAAAUGAAAAUGGUCCCAUUUGUGAUGUGAAUACAACAUCUUAUGAUUGGAGUGAUCCUGCUAAUUGGCCUCAGCUGUUAACUAAUACAGGUACACUGACACAGUGCAUACUGACAACUGACAAGACAUGACAAUCACGGACUAAGAUAUUGAUAUUAUUGUCGACCGAUAAUUUCCCCACUUGAGAUUAUAAAUGUACCAUGUGUGUGUGAGUACCAUGCGGUCGAUUGUUAUUAUUAUUAUUUGAUUACAAUUUAAUUAUUAGCCAUAUUUAUAUAUUUUUUUUCAUUAUACUUUAAUACUUUAAAGUACCCCCCUCCCUCACAAAUAUGCCACUAAUCUUAAAGAAAGGUUUUUAGAACUUUACAUUUACGCUACUUAAGACCAUGAUACAAAUAUAUCAUAAAAAAAAAUUAUUUUUGUAUUA